AUGGCUUCUACAACUAAGGCCGUUCAGACGUUCGGCAAAAAGAAGACCGCGACCGCUGUCGCGCACUGCAAGGAGGGCCGUGGCUUGAUCCGCAUCAACUCCUCACCCAUCAACCUCGUCCAGCCUGAAAUCCUCCGCUUCAAGAUUUAUGAGCCCAUCCUUGUAGUUGGCGAGGAGGCAUUUGGUCUCGUUGACAUCCGUGUCCGUGUCAAGGGAGGAGGACACACCUCUCAGAUUUACGCUAUCCGGCAAGCGAUUGCCAAGGCCCUCGUUGCUUGGUACGCCAAGUACGUUGACGCCUACAGCGCGAUGGAGUUGAAGAAGAAGCUUGUUGCCUAUGACCGGACACUACUCAUUGCGGACCCGAGACGGAUGGAGCCCAAGAAGUUCGGUGGACAGGGUGCGCGUGCUCGCAGGCAGAAGAGUUACCGUUAA
Gloeophyllum trabeum ATCC 11539 is the source of this 435-nucleotide messenger RNA. RefSeq names its product 40S ribosomal protein S16. The transcript is spliced from 3 exons. The record is from RefSeq and is a predicted model, not a curated record. Gene Ontology annotation, cellular component: cytosolic small ribosomal subunit; ribosome. Gene Ontology annotation, molecular function: structural constituent of ribosome; RNA binding. NCBI's taxonomy places the organism in Eukaryota, Fungi, Basidiomycota, Agaricomycetes, Gloeophyllales, Gloeophyllaceae. Gene Ontology annotation, biological process: translation; maturation of SSU-rRNA from tricistronic rRNA transcript (SSU-rRNA, 5.8S rRNA, LSU-rRNA). The coding region runs from base 1 to 435 and encodes 144 amino acids.